CAGGCCAUCCCGGUCUCCCCAAAUAUGGGACCGAGCAUUCCGCUUCCCUGCUUCCCGGAAAGGGCGUGGAGAGCUGACAAUUGAUCUAUACUGUAAGUCUCCCUUUAUUUCUUUGUCGGUAAAUAUACGUUCUUGCCAAGAUCCUCACCACCCACAAAAGGUAGUGGCAAGCCUGGCCCAGGACAUCAGCAGCAGCAGCCUCCGCAGGGAAGGGGAACUUACUGGGCCUUUUCCCACCCUGGUAUCUCCAGGUAUCCUGGGGUGAGAGAGAACAACCAUCCUUUCAAUCUUUUUGCCAGAAUUAACAGCCAGGGGAUUAACUUCCCAGGUGCCACCAUUCUGCUCUCACGGCCCCACUUCACAUUCUCUCUCUCUCUCCCCCUCCCUCUUUCCAUCAUUUUUGGCUGCCCAACUGACCACAGGGUAACUGGACGUCUUACAAUAUAAUGUAAUGUAGUGCUAUUUGUUGUUUUUGACCAGUCUGCCCCCAAUGUAAAGAAUUCUUAUUCCUUACCAGGAAAGAGAAGGACCCGUCAGUCAUCCAAACCAUCCCUUGGAUAAGAAGGGCAGUAGUGGAGAAUCUGCCCUCCCGCUCUGGGGAGCACAGGAAGGAGCCCAGCAUAGCAGACCGGAAGGGCAGUCCUAGGGGGCAGUCCCUGGGCUCCCAGGCCCAGCUGGCUGGGUGCAUCCCUGGCAGCAUCAGGGCCGGCUGCAGCCUAUUAUUCCUUUCCACAGAAAAAUAACAUUGAUUGGUUUAUAAUUUCAUCUCCCGGGGACACUUAACACAGAGCAACAUCAAACACAGAAUAAAAAUAACAAAGCAAGUGUAUACAAUUCAAAAUCUAAACUGUUGUGGAACAGUGCUGAAGGAGCACACCCCCAGGGAGAAGAACUGGGUUUAUUGCAAGGAUUGCUGAGUGUCUGCAUUACAAGAAAGAGGGGCCCCAAACUAUGGGGCAGCCAGGAUUUUUAUGGAGGUUGGGGCUACAAGGAGGGAAGUCUUCAGAAUCUUCAGAAUGGCUGGCCAUUUGGGCUACCUGGGUGGGUGGGUCUUGUCCUUGGGCAAAGGGAGCCCUUCCCAGGGCCAGUGGAGCUGGAAAACCAUUUAGGAAGGAGAAGUUUGGGGUUCUUCACCCGGUUGGUUUAAGCUUGUGGAGGACCUUGCCUGAGGCCGUGUGUGUGUGUGUGUGUGUGUCUGAAGGGAUUGGGCAGAGAGAGGACGGGGUGGGAAAAGGGGGCAGCCUCCAUUUUGUUUUCUGGGUUUGUUUUCGGCACUGCCCCUCUGGCACCUCCAAACGGCAAUCUAAAGAUGAAAGCAUCUCUUAAACAUCUUCCUGAGAAGCAGUUAUGGCGACUGUGGUGCUACAGGAGCUGACUGCACAUGCCCAGAAGGCUCCCUCUACCUGAAAAGAGGAUCUGAUGCCAUCAGGCUGAGCUCAGGCCGAUGCCAGCCCAAAACGCAGCAGAGGAGGGUCUCUGGCCAAGGCCUGGCAGGGCCAGAUGGCGAUCCCAGGGAGGCACCAUAGUCUCUGCUGUGCCUGCUUGCCAUAGGGCAUCUCUGCCGCACCUUCUGGAGUGGUAGAGGAGUGGAUGUUGGUCAGGGAGGGGUUGCCAGCUGUGAUGACCAGAGGAACUCAAACUGGGAGCUCCUGAAAAUAUCAACCAAUUUUCUUGGCAGCCAGAUGUUUGGAAGGAGUUCGCUUUCUUCCAUCAUGAAUUUUAGAUUGUGAUCCAGCCUUCUCCCUUGGACUGUUGAGCCCCCCCCCCCCAAAGCACCAGCUGGGCCAACCUGCUACAGUUCCCAGCUGGGUCUCCGGUGGCCCAGAGGCUGUUUCCUGCAGAGACAUCUGGCUGUAGUUAAGGGCUGGAGUGUGUGGGUGGGGGGAAUUGAAGAGGUAGGUGGGCUGAGUGAGGGCCUUUUAGGUCGCGCCCCCCCCCCCCCCCCGCAGCCUGUGACUGCUUCUUCCAUAUUGCUGGAAGAGCGCCCCCCCCCCCGAGUUCCCAAUUGAAACCUCCUGCAGGGGGUGCGGCUGAGCGGCCCCAGCUCCAUGCGUGCCUUCACUGAGCCUCGGUGGCUCGCUCCUCCUGCUUUGCCGGAGCUGCCACUUCCUGGCAAGGCUCUUUCUGUUUCUUUACCGACUGCUCAGCUCUGUUCCCUGAGCCCUCCUGAAGAGAGACGCAGCAGACUCGCCUGGGAGACCCCUCAAAGCACCAGCGGGGAAGCCGCGGAGGGCAGGAAGAUGCCUCUGGCGCUCCCUUUGGGCGCCUUGGUGCUCCUCCUGUUCCACACAGCCAGCCUUGAGGCAGGAGAGAUUAAAGAAAUCACAGUGGAAAUCGCUUCGGGGAACGUGUUUCUCACAUGCCCAGAAGAGAAAUCCGAGUGGUGGGACAAGAAAUCCGACCUAGGAACAAGCCGCAUCCUGAACAUCUCUGCCCCAGACGAUCUGCUUGAGAUCGAAAGGGGGAAAGAAUUUUCCUGUGGACAAAAGAAGAGCAAAUCCUGGAGGAUUUAUCUGAAGAUCAAAGGGUGCAAGGACUGUGUGGAGCUGAGCCUGGGCCUCGGGGCCGGCAUCAUCGUGGCUGACCUCCUGCUCACCCUGGGAGUCCUGCUCCUAGUCUACUUCUGCAGCCAGAAGCAGCCGGGCCUCUUCAGGCCAGGUGCCCCACGAAGGCAGCGGCUGCAGGGACAGCAAGCAGACCAUCCCCCGCCUGUCCCAAAUCCAGAUUAUGAGCCGAUCCGGAAGGGCCAAGGGGAGGUUUAUGCUGGCCUGGCGCCCCAGGCUUUCUGAGAUGCUGCCUCGCUUGCCAUGGCAAGAUGCCAGAUGUCCCGGCUGGCCGUGAGAGUCCCCAGAAGUGCCUGUCACUUCCUUCUCCUCUUCGCACUGACAUUCCUGGUGGGGGAACUCCCUUUGCCCUGAGUUUUGCAGCUGGAAAAUCGAGUGGCCUGGAGAGCCCCAUCCCAGGUGGAGCGGAGAGCCCCGGGAUGCCCAGAGGGCUUCUCAGACUGCAGGUCUCACCUGGGCAAGAAAGCGGCACCAUAGACGCCUCUUCCCUCAUGUGGGGUCACUCAGCCACAGCACUGCUGCCCCAAGUGCAUGCAAGCUCCAUGGCUCCCGUCCCAUCUGGCAGCUCUGCUCUUCUGGCUGGGGGUACCCAGGGUGGCCAGUCUCCCCUAGAGCACCUGAGAUGGCAUGCCCGGGUGGUCAAUUUGUGCUGCCCACUUGCCCUGGCAGGGCAGCCCAUGAUGAAAAGGCAGCCUGCUUUUACAUUUGUUUUGCUUGUGCUCGCGAGGAAUCCUAGUAAAGCUUUGUUCCAUUCACCCCAGAG
Messenger RNA from Thamnophis elegans (Western terrestrial garter snake), 3327 nucleotides. RefSeq names its product CD3e molecule (gene CD3E). The transcript is spliced from 6 exons. Gene Ontology annotation, cellular component: external side of plasma membrane; alpha-beta T cell receptor complex. Gene Ontology annotation, molecular function: transmembrane signaling receptor activity. Gene Ontology annotation, biological process: cell surface receptor signaling pathway; positive thymic T cell selection. The coding region runs from base 2049 to 2789 and encodes 246 amino acids. Lineage: Eukaryota; Metazoa; Chordata; Lepidosauria; Squamata; Natricidae. The record is from RefSeq and is a predicted model, not a curated record.